UCUGGAAGGGCAGUAACGUCAAACGGCUGUUGCCCCAAUCCGGGAGCUCCUCAUAACGCCCGGCGAGCGCUGCCUGGGCUGCAGGCGCUGAUUGGAUGCUGAAGCCGGCGGGGAGACGCGAGUGCGGGCGUCACGGGGAUUCGAAGGACAUGGGCGGGGCUCAGGGCGAGUGCAGCGCUGGGCUUCCAGGACGUUCUAGAAGGCGGCAGCCGAUUGGCCCCGCCCCCUGGCUCGAGAGCGAGGCUUCCCGGAAGGCAACCCGGCUACUGGGGCGGAAGUUCACGUCCUUUCUGUUUCCGGGGCAGCGGAUCAUUCCCCUUAGUCUUCGUUUCACAUCUGCUAAAGCCAGCUUCGAAGUUGCCGGUGCGGAGGCGGACACAAGUGAAAACGAGGUUGUCGCCCCGGAUUUCGCCAACCGGAACCCUCGGAACCUGGAGCAGUUGGCGCUCGCCAGGAAGGAGCGCGGCUGGGAAACCACUUGGCCCAGCAGAGAGUUUUGGCGUAGAUUACGGUUUGAACGGACACAGCAGUAUGUGGAAGCCUUUGUUGAAGAUCCCAGGGGGAAUAUUGUUGUCUCGGCCUCUACCCAGGAGUGGGCUAUAAAAAGACAUUUAUACAGCCCUAAGGGUGUGGUAGCAUGUAAGAAUAUUGGACGUGUGCUGGCACAACGCUGUCUGGAAGCAGGAAUCAACUUUGUGGAAUUCAAAGCUGUUGUCCCUUGGGAACGCCACUAUGACUCGUUCCAGAGUUUUGAAAAAGCCAUGACAGAUGGUGGUGUUGUCCUGCGGGAGCCACGAAGAAUCUAUCAAUAACAUGGAGACUGCUGGAGAAAGUUCUUGUGAAGGAAAAUCAAGAGUCAUGUAGAAAAGGGCACCGGAGAAAUUAAGAUCCAGAGCUGCAACACAUUGGAGUACAGUAUCUUAAAAUAAAGUUUUAUUUAAUAAAA
Molecule: messenger RNA, 946 nt
Organism: Alligator mississippiensis (American alligator)
Lineage: Eukaryota; Metazoa; Chordata; Crocodylia; Alligatoridae
Gene: MRPL18
Product: mitochondrial ribosomal protein L18
Exons: 4
Coding region: 96-812 (238 amino acids)
Biological process (GO): translation
Cellular component (GO): ribosome; mitochondrion
Molecular function (GO): structural constituent of ribosome; 5S rRNA binding
Source: RefSeq, a predicted model, not a curated record